Leptonychotes weddellii (Weddell seal) is the source of this 350-nucleotide messenger RNA. The record is from RefSeq and is a predicted model, not a curated record. NCBI's taxonomy places the organism in Eukaryota, Metazoa, Chordata, Mammalia, Carnivora, Phocidae.
UCCCUGCAGACACACUGUCCGUGCCGCGCUGGUCCCCGCAGAUCCCUCGCAGAGACCUCGGCAACUCCAUCAAGCACAGGUUUUCCACCAAGUACUGGAUGUCUCAGACGUGCACCGUCUGUGGGAAAGGAAUGCUUUUUGGCCUCAAGUGUAAAAAUUGCAAAUUAAAGUGCCACAACAAAUGCACCAAAGAAGCCCCUCCCUGUCAUCUCCUGAUCAUCCACCGAGGAGCAAGGUUAGUCCGAACAGAGUCCGUCCCGUGUGACAUCAACAACCCUCUACGAAAGCCACCCCGGUAUUCGGACCUGCACAUCAGCCAGACGCUGCCCAAAACCAACAAAAUCAGCAAG